CCCUGCUUAUGGUGUGAAAGUCACACAGGCAUGCGGUUGUCAAAGGACAGCAGACCUAGCGCUGCCUUGCGGAGUUUGACCUCUCUCACCACGAAUUACCAGAGAUUCAUGGCAGAGGGAAAGGGGAACAUAAAGAAGGCCAAGGACUUCAAGAACGUCAUUGCUAUCCCCAUGUUUAACAUCCCCUUGGACCAGGUGAGUUUGAUCUAAGCUAUGCACAACAACAUAAAAUAAUCUACUAAUUAUACUGUUUAGAACUUUGGAAAUGAUAUUUAAUCUUCACAUUUUUCUUCACACAGGUGUGCGUCCCGGGGCUCUACAUCAGUCUGGGGUUGUACCAGAAGAUGUUCAAGAUGCUGGAGAGUGAUCUCCAGGACUUGGACAUGCUUCUGGCUACAACCCUGGCCAGUGGUUUCCUGGAGGAUCCCGAAAUAGAUAGGGCUCAGGUCCUGCAUGACUUCCGUCUGCAUGGACUUGCGCCCUAUGUGGAGGCUGUGGAUGCUGCACGUGAAGUAGAAGACAAGGCAGCCUGUCUACAAGAGCAGUUGGAGGAAAGGGAGAAUGAGCUGGCCUGGGUCGCCUACAUGUCUGUGGAGAGUGACGAGUCUGAUGACAGUGAUGAUGAAGAUGGAGAUGACCCAACCAAAGAGAGCUUCCAACAGCUUCAAGAAGAAAUUAAGUCACUCCAAGAGAGCAAGAUGAAAUUGGAAAAAAAAGCUGCUAAAAUCAGGAAGGAUGCAAAGAUCAGUGUCCAAGACGGUCCACUGUCCAAGCAGCUAGAUGGUGUCCUGAAGAGUUUCCAUGUCAAGCGACAGGCCUAUCAUGGUCAAGCUUUUGUCGGAAACCAUGUGCAUACCAUGCUCCAGGACACAGCUAUCGAAUCACUCACCUCCAUUCCUGCUAAUGUUGCUGCCGACCUCGUCGACGACUACGAAGGAUUCCCCCUCAGCAUUGUCACGAGGUCUAAGGCCCUUUUUUUUUGCAUCUGCAGAUACUGACAUCAAGAACUUCAUGGAGUUCUAUAGACGUGCGUUCCCCUCUGCAACCAUCCCCAUAAAGAUGCACCUCCUAGAAGAUCACGUAGUGCCUUGGAUACGCAGAUGGAAGUUUG
This is a messenger RNA of Branchiostoma belcheri (Belcher's lancelet), 1111 nucleotides long. RefSeq lists its product as uncharacterized. Lineage: Eukaryota; Metazoa; Chordata; Leptocardii; Amphioxiformes; Branchiostomatidae. The transcript is spliced from 4 exons. The record is from RefSeq and is a predicted model, not a curated record. Bases 345 to 998 code for a protein of 217 amino acids.